This is a messenger RNA of Acanthosepion pharaonis, 801 nucleotides long. The record is from the annotation of a GenBank genome assembly. NCBI's taxonomy places the organism in Eukaryota, Metazoa, Mollusca, Cephalopoda, Sepiida, Sepiidae.
AUGCGCCCUGAACUCGUAGAUGACAUCCAACAGAUCGACGAUGCUCGAAAGACCGCGGUCAAAGACAGGGAACUCUCAAGGCUUGGCAUUGACAUCGCCUGCCUGCAAGAGACUCGUCUGGCCGACAGCGGUUCCAUCAGAGAGGCCAACUACACCUUCUUCUGGCAAGGCCUGCAUCAGGAUGACCCAAGGCAACACGGCGUAGGCUUUGCCGUGAAUAACUCGCUGAUACCAGCCAUUGUACCACCAAUUGGCGGAUCUGAGAAAAUCCUAGCACUGCGCCUCUUAACAUCUACGGGUUUCGCCAACGUCCCCUGCAUCUACGCGCCACCCCAGAGGUCAGGGACCAGUUUUAUGAGGCACUGGAUGAGACGAUAUCCAGGAACCCCAAUAUUGAAGGAUUAUACCUAUUGGGAGACGUCAAUGCCAGAGUGGGAGCCGACUGUGACACUUGGCCAUCUUGCCUCGGCCCACCAGUCCGACCUUGUCAUCACCAGGCGUGCAGACCUAAGGAGCGUUCUUCACACUCGGAGCUUCCACGGCGCAGACUGCGAUACGGACCACUCUCUAGUAGGCUGCAAAGUGAGACUGACAGCCAAGAAAAUACACCACUCCAAAACCAAGGGACUCCCUCGCAUCAACACCUGUCGCUCCAAUGACCCUGAGUGCUCUCGCCGCUUCCAAACCACCUUUAGCGCGAAGGUCGACACAUCCUCCUUCAGUGCCACUGACAUCGACAGUAGAUGGCACCACCUCCGUGAUGCCAUAUACACCUCAGCCCUUACUGCGUUCGGAAAGUAG